AUGACUGCAGACUACAAAACCGUCAUCAGACAGAAGCAUGCUUCUAACCUAGACAAGAUCCCAGCUGAGUGGCGCCUCAAGUACAUUCCUUCCCCUGAGGAACAGCAAGAGGUGGAGCCAUACAUAGAGCCAUUCCUAUCUUCCAAGGAGCUGUGGAUUACCAAUGUCUCUGCGCUUGAGCUCCUGAAAAACAUCAAGUCCGGGCAGCUUUCAUCUUUGGAGGUCUGCGAGGCAUUUUGCCAUCGCUCUGCCCUUGUUCACCAGCUCACAGAUUGUUUGAUCGAGAUCUUCUACGACAGAGCCCUGCAACGUGCUAGGGAGCUGGAUGCAUAUUUCCAGGAAACCGGCAAGCUUGUGGGUCCUCUGCACGGAAUUCCCAUUUCGUUAAAAGACCAGUAUAAUCUGAAAGGCAUUACCACCUCCCUUGGAUACGUGGCUCCGCACAUAUCCAAGGAAUUAGAGUGCGUCGUCUCGCAGAAAACCCCAGACGAAGAGUCGCUUCUUGCCCGCAUUUUGUACGACGCGGGCGCCGUUUUCUAUGUCAAGACGACCGUUCCCAUGGCGAUGUUUGGCAGCGAGACAUCCUCGAAUCUGGGAAUCACCAAGAAUCCGUUUGACAGACGCAAGUGUCCUGGUGGCUCCAGCGGAGGAGAAGCAGCUUUGUUGGCUGGGAAAGGUUCCGUGAUUGGCAUGGGAACCGACAUUGGAGGAUCUAUUCGUGGCCCUUCUGCGCAAUGCGGCCUCUUUGGACUAAGACCAUGCUCGAAUCGGUUCCCUUACCUGGGAACUUCUAAUUCAUAUCCAAACCAGUCCAUUGUCCCGUCCGUGGCAGGGCCAAUGUGUCGGUACUUGGAGGACAUGGAGUACGUUUCUAAAGUCGUGUUUGUUGCUCGGCCAUGGUUCCAGGAUGCGAGAGUGCCUCCUAUUCCGUGGAGAAGUGUAGAUCUCGACACCAUAAAUGUUGGCUUCAUGCACUGGGACAAAAUUGUUAUGCCGCAUCCACCAAUUCUGCGUGCUCUGAAACACGCCGAGGCGUCGUUGCAGAAGAACGGUGUUGACUGUCUUGACGUCGAGCCUCCGCUCAACCACGCCGAGAUGGCUACCUUUUUGACCGACAUCUACACCUGCGAUGAUUUCGCAGAAAUCAAAAGAUUUGCUGCUCUUGGGGGCGAGCCGUUACCGGAACUGCUCGUCAGAAUGUUCCAGCUGAAUGGUAAGGUCUCCGACUUGGAAGACAUCUUCAAGAAAGUCGGCCAAAAAUAUCAGUAUCAGCAAACGUACGACAAAUUUUGGAACGACACCGCCAAGCACACCAAAAACGGCAAACCAGUGGAUUGCAUCAUUAUGCCGGGCUGGGCCUGCACCUCGUGGAAAAUUGGAGAGAACUACAAGAUCGCCAACAUCUACACCAGAUUCCUCAAUGUCUUGGACUACUCUGUGAUCACGCUCCCUGUUUCUCACGUGAGAGACACAGACGAGCCGUUCGAGAGGACCGAUUUUGCAGGGGAUAUGGACAGACUGUGCUGGGAGUAUUACGACAAGGAGUUCUACCGCGGCAUGCCAAUCGUGCUGCAGCUCGUUUGUCGCAGAUAUGAAGAAGAGAAGUGUAUUGCACUGGCAAAAAAGCUGCUGCCAAUAAUUAGAGAUUAA
Messenger RNA from Ogataea angusta, 1650 nucleotides. RefSeq lists its product as uncharacterized. The transcript has a single exon. Bases 1 to 1650 code for a protein of 549 amino acids. NCBI's taxonomy places the organism in Eukaryota, Fungi, Ascomycota, Pichiomycetes, Pichiales, Pichiaceae. The record is from RefSeq and is a predicted model, not a curated record.